Messenger RNA from Schistosoma margrebowiei, 819 nucleotides. The record is from the annotation of a GenBank genome assembly. NCBI's taxonomy places the organism in Eukaryota, Metazoa, Platyhelminthes, Trematoda, Strigeidida, Schistosomatidae.
AAACGGUGAUCUAGACAAUCAUACAUAAAUCACCAUAUAUACAUAUAUAUAUGGAUCUGAAUUUGGAUCAGGAUCUAGAUCUGGAUCAAGAUUUGAAUAUUCAUUUUCAAACAAACUACAAAGUAUAUUUCAUAAUAUACCUAUUGAAUAUUUUAGAUCUUGUUUAGUGUCUAUUCUUUCUUUUAAUAUCGUCAUAUGUUCAAAGAAAACUAAUUCUAUAUCCAAAUAUAAAACAACGAGUAACAACUAACAACAACAAAAAGAAAAAGAAAAAAAAUGAAAAAAAUAUUUUAUUUUAUCUUGACAAUUUUCUUUUUACAUUUAUUUCUAAUAAAAAAUUCCAUAGAAAUUCAUUUGAAUAAUACAACACAAAGUUUAUUAUCAUUAAAUACAGAUUAUAUAACCAUCAUGGAUUAUCCAAUACGUAUGUGUGGUAAUGAAUUUUUAAAAAAUCUUAAACGUGUUUGUUCUAUACGUGGAAUUUAUACACCAAUUAAUCGUUUAAAAAGAUCAUUCUCAUCCUCCUCCUCCUCAUCAUCAUCAUCAUCAGAACAAUAUUAUAAUUUAGAAAGAAUUUUACAUCGACAAAAACGUUUUGAUGAUUUAUGUACAUUAUAUACAAUGUAUGAACCAGAUCAAGUUGUAACACAAUGUUGUUGUAUUGGUUGUAAUCGUAAAUAUUUAGAACAAUUCUGUAAUCCAAAUUAAAAAAAUAUUAUUUUUCUCAAAAACAUUUUUUUCUAUUCUAUAAAUAAAAGAAGAAAACGAGAGAAAAAAGGAUCAAGAAAAGAAAAAUUAACUUUAUUUUCAUUGGUUGAG